This is a messenger RNA of Kuraishia capsulata CBS 1993, 234 nucleotides long. RefSeq lists its product as uncharacterized. The record is from RefSeq and is a predicted model, not a curated record. Gene Ontology annotation, biological process: vacuole fusion, non-autophagic. Bases 1 to 234 code for a protein of 77 amino acids. Gene Ontology annotation, molecular function: endopeptidase inhibitor activity. NCBI's taxonomy places the organism in Eukaryota, Fungi, Ascomycota, Pichiomycetes, Pichiales, Pichiaceae. The transcript is spliced from 2 exons.
AUGUCUGAAGCUCCAAAGAAAUCGUUUAUCAUUACAUUGAAGGACAGUGUCUCCGAAGGUGGAGUUACCAAGUUUAAGGAAACCGUCAAAUCACUUGGUGGAGAGAUCAAGCACGAGUACUCCCUGAUUAAGGGCUUCUCAGUGAAAUUGCCAGCCAUCCACGCCUCCGGUCUGUCCAAGCACGACGAUGUCGCUACUGUUGAAGAGGACCAAGAGGUUAAGAUCAACUCUUGA